This is a messenger RNA of Vespula vulgaris, 2068 nucleotides long. RefSeq names its product mannose-1-phosphate guanyltransferase beta (gene Gmppb). Gene Ontology annotation, biological process: GDP-mannose biosynthetic process; cell wall mannoprotein biosynthetic process. Lineage: Eukaryota; Metazoa; Arthropoda; Insecta; Hymenoptera; Vespidae. Gene Ontology annotation, cellular component: cytoplasm. The transcript is spliced from 6 exons. The coding region runs from base 434 to 1543 and encodes 369 amino acids. Gene Ontology annotation, molecular function: GTP binding; mannose-1-phosphate guanylyltransferase (GTP) activity. The record is from RefSeq and is a predicted model, not a curated record.
CAGGAGAUAUGCGUUGGCUUGGCGACCUGUAUAUAUUUGUGUCGACGAUUAAUCAAGUGUCAUGUUCAAUGUUUCUAGUUUUAUAAAUAAUAAUAUUAAUGAUAACACACGUGUUUAAUGAACAGAAAAAGGUAUAAAAAAUCUUUUUUCCUUAUAUGAUAAGGAAAAUGAUUCUACGUACAUAUUUCAGUGUGUAGAUCUAAGUACGUGUUUACAUAUACGAACUACUACUAUAAUUUGAUCUUACGUGGCAAUGCUUAUCACUGAUAAAUAUUUCCAUUUUAAUUUCUUCGUGAUUUUAAGUGCAUAGAUCAGGUACGUGCAUAUUAAAGAUUUUUAUCAACCUUACUCAAGUUGAUACCAUAAUAAGGAUACUAAAAGGAUACUAUAUCAAGAAUAAUUGAUAUUAGUAUUUUGUUCCGUAUAUAUAGUAAUGCAUCAGAAAAGAAAGAAAUUAGAAGUUAUGCGAGCCUUAAUACUUGUUGGUGGAUAUGGAACCAGAUUGCGUCCUCUUACUCUUAGUCGACCUAAACCAUUGGUUGAAUUUGCUAAUAAACCAAUGCUUCUACAUCAAAUAGAAGCUUUAGUAGAAAUGAAUGUAACAGAAGUGAUAUUAGCAGUGUCUUAUAGAGCAGAAGAAAUGGAAAGGGAUUUAGAAGAAGAAGCUAAGAAACUAGGAGUUACUUUGAUAUUUUCUCAUGAACCAGAACCUUUGGGUACUGCUGGACCACUUGCGCUAGCACGUGAUAUUUUAUGUUCUGGAGAUGAACCAUUUUUUGUUUUAAAUUCUGAUAUCAUCUGUGACUUUCCAUUUAAACAGUUAUAUGAAUAUCAUAAAAGCCAUGGUAAAGAAGGUACUAUAGUUGUUACCAAAGUAGAAGAACCAUCAAAGUAUGGUGUUGUUGUAUUUGAUAAAUGUGGUAAGAUAGAACGUUUUGUCGAAAAACCACAAGAAUUUAUCUCAAAUAAAAUAAAUGCAGGUAUGUAUAUAUUUAAUCCAAGCAUAUUAAAAAGAAUAGAGCUAAAACCUAUGAGCAUAGAAAAAGAGGUUUUUCCAUUUAUGGCUGAAGAUAAUGAAUUAUAUGCAAUGGAGUUACCAGGUUUUUGGAUGGAUGUAGGACAGCCUAAAGAUUUUCUCAAAGGUAUGUGUAUGUAUCUUGCUUCAUUAAGACAAAAGUCACCUGAAAAAUUACAUUCUGGACCUGGAAUAGUGGGAAAUGUUUUAAUAGAUCCUACAGCCAAAAUCGGCAAAGAUUGUAGGAUCGGUCCUAAUGUUACCAUCGGUCCGGGUGUUUCGUUAGCUGAUGGUUGUUGUAUUAAAAGGUCUACUCUUCUUAAGGCAGCUGUAGUAAAAGAACAUGCAUGGCUUGAUGGUUGCAUCGUUGGUUGGCGUAGUGUUGUCGGACGUUGGGUACGAAUGGAAGGUACAACAGUUCUUGGAGAGGACGUAAUAGUUAAGGACGAACUUUAUAUCAAUGGUGGUCAAGUAUUACCACAUAAAAAUAUUUCUAGUUCUGUGCCAGAACCACAAAUUAUCAUGUGAGAAAAGUAGACUUGAAAUUAUGAUUUUUUUAGACAAUAAGUGAUAAAAUACAUGAAAUAUCCUCUACUUUGAAACUUUAUACUUUUUUAAAAGUUUUGCAAAUUUUUAAAAAUGUAGCAAAAGUGCAUAUAUAUAUAUAUAUAUAUAUAUAUAUAUAUAUAUAUAUAUAUAUUGACAACAGUAUCACCAAUGUGCAUAAUGCAUUUAUUCAAGCUUUAUUGGCAAACCACGUGUAACUAUUGAAGCUGCUGUCAUGUAUAGUGAGCAUGCUUCUUUUGAUUUUGAUAUUGCUCUCAACAUCUCAGGUUCCCUUGUUACCUUAGCCAUUUUUUUCUGAGAAUCUUUUAAAAAUCCUGAUAAUAUAAAAUUUCAUUAUAAGUAAUGUAAAAUUAAUAUAGUAUUUCUAAGUAUGUAUACUGUACAUUUUUUAACAAAAUUUAUUAGUUAAAGCGCAAAUUUAGUUUAACUUAUAAUCUAAUUUUGUAAUUGUACCAUAUCUUCUCUGUAAUAUAAAUAUGCAAUGAA